AACUGCAAAAAUAAAUAGUAAAAGAGAAAAGAAAAGGCAAAAAGGAAAAAUAAUCGGAGGAGAAGAGGGAGGGGCAGGGGAAGGGAUUUUAAUUCGUUUUUCUCUCUGCUUCAUCGACCGUACUUACACUUGCUUCUUUAUGAACGGAAAGAAACUUCUAGAUUCCAUAUUUUUUUGUUGAGAAAAAAAUCGAAGAAAGAAUUUUGGACUGGUGAGAAAGAUGAGUGGUGGAUGGGAAAGGCUUAGGGGAUCCAGAUCGAGAACGACUCGCGACUCCAGCUUUCACACUCCGGCGCCGUCUCGUACUGUAACACUCGGCCGAGUCCAGCCUCAGGCCCCUGGUCACCGCACCAUCUACUGCAAUGAUCGCGACGCCAAUCUCCCUGUCAGAUUCAAGGGAAACUCAAUAUCAACUACCAAGUACAACUUCUUUACAUUUGUACCCAAAGGAUUGUUUGAACAGUUCAGGCGGGUGGCUAAUUGUUAUUUUCUAUUGAUCUCGAUCUUAUCAAUGACACCAAUCAGUCCUGUUAAUCCAGUGACAAAUGUCGUUCCUCUGAGCUUGGUGCUGCUUGUCUCUCUCAUUAAGGAGGCAUUUGAGGACUGGAAGCGUUUUCAGAAUGAUAUGGUAAUUAACAACAGUCUUAUAGACGUGUUGCAAGAUGAUAAGUGGGUGGCUGUACCAUGGAAGAAGUUGCAGGUUGGAGAUAUUGUCAGGGUUAAGAAGGAUGGAUUCUUUCCUGCGGAUCUGCUUUUCCUAGCAAGUACAAAUGCAGAUGGUGUCUGCUACACCGAGACUGCAAAUUUGGACGGGGAAACAAAUUUGAAGAUCAGAAAGGCACUGGAAAGGACGUGGGAUUACUUGAAUCCUGAUAAAGCUGCUGAAUUUAAAGGUGAGAUGCAGUGUGAGCAACCAAACAAUUCAUUAUACACUUUCACUGGGAAUCUCAUAUUCCAAAAGCAAACGUUGCCUCUCACUCCAAACCAAAUUCUUUUAAGAGGAUGUAGUCUUAGGAACACAGAGUACAUUGUUGGUGCUGUUAUUUUUACAGGUCAUGAAACAAAGGUCAUGAUGAAUUCCAUGAAUGUUCCUUCCAAGAGGAGUACUUUGGAGAGGAAACUUGACAAACUUAUACUUGCUCUCUUUGCAACGCUUUUCAUUAUGUGCCUCAUCGGAGCUAUUGGGAGUGGCAUAUUCAUAAACCGCAAGUAUUACUAUCUACGUCUGGAUAAAGCCGUGGCUGCAGAGUUUAACCCUGGCAACCGAUUUGUGGUUGCAGCUCUAACUUUGUUUACCCUAAUCACUUUAUACUCGACAAUAAUUCCCAUCUCUUUAUAUGUUUCUAUUGAGAUGAUUAAAUUUAUUCAGUCCACUCAAUUUAUCAAUAAAGACCUACAUAUGUACCACGCUGAAACUAACACCCCUGCAUCGGCUAGGACUUCCAAUUUGAAUGAGGAACUUGGACAGGUUGAAUAUAUCUUUUCUGAUAAAACUGGAACUUUAACAAGAAAUUUAAUGGAGUUCUUUAAGUGUUCAAUCGGAGGAGAGGUUUAUGGUUCUGGUGUCACUGAAAUAGAGCUGGGAGGAGCACAACGGACUGGGAUUAAAUUUCAAGAAGUGCGGAAAUCAUCCACUGCAAUUCAGGAGAAGGGGUUUAAUUUUGAUGAUCAUAGGCUUAUGCGAGGAGCCUGGAGGAAUGAACCCAACUCUGAUACAUGCAAGGAAUUUUUCAGAUGCCUUGCUAUAUGUCACACUGUUCUUCCUGAAGGAGAUGAGUCCCCAGAGAAAAUCACAUAUCAGGCUGCAUCCCCUGAUGAGGCUGCUUUAGUUACUGCUGCAAAGAACUUUGGUUUUUUCUUCUACAGGCGCACCCCUACUAUGAUACAUGUUCGUGAAUCUCAUGUGGAGAAGAUGGGUAAAAUCCAAGAUGUGGCUUAUGAAAUUCUGAAUGUUCUUGAGUUCAAUAGCACAAGGAAGCGCCAGUCCGUUGUUUGUCGAUAUCCUAACGGUAGACUUGUACUAUACUGCAAGGGUGCUGAUACUGUAAUUUAUGAGAGAUUGGCUGCCGGAAAUGAUGAUCUAAAGAUAGUAACUAGGGCACAUUUGGAACAGUUUGGGUCUGCUGGAUUACGUACCCUUUGCCUUGCGUAUCGGGACUUAAGUCCUGAAACAUAUGAAAGCUGGAAUGAGAAGUUUAUCCAAGCUAAAUCUUCUCUCAGAGAUCGCGAGAAGAAAUUAGAUGAGGUGGCAGAACUUGUGGAAAAGGAUCUUAUUUUGAUUGGAAGCACUGCUAUAGAAGACAAGCUUCAAGAAGGAGUACCAGCUUGCAUUGAAACUCUUUCUAGAGCUGGGAUUAAGGUUUGGGUGUUAACUGGGGACAAGAUGGAAACAGCAAUAAAUAUAGCUUAUGCAUGCAACUUGAUUAACAAUGAUAUGAAACAGUUCAUUAUCAGUUCGGAAACUGACGCAAUUAGAGAAGUUGAAAACAGGGGUGACCAAGUGGAAAUUGCACGCUUUAUAAAGGAAGAAGUAAAAAAAGAACUAAAGAAGUGCCUUGAGGAAGCACAGCACUAUUUACGCACUGUAUCUGGACCAAAAUUGGCACUUGUUAUAGAUGGGAAGUGUUUGAUGUAUGCAUUGGACCCAACUUUACGAGUAAUGUUGCUGAAUUUGAGCUUGAAUUGUCACUCAGUUGUUUGCUGCCGCGUUUCUCCUUUACAGAAAGCACAGGUGACUAGUUUGGUAAAGAAGGGCGCACGUAAAAUAACACUCAGUAUAGGUGAUGGUGCCAAUGAUGUAAGCAUGAUUCAAGCUGCACAUAUUGGUAUUGGAAUAAGUGGGCUGGAAGGGAUGCAAGCAGUGAUGGCCAGUGAUUUUGCAAUUGCUCAGUUUCGCUUUCUUACAGAUUUACUUCUUGUGCAUGGACGGUGGUCAUAUCUUAGAAUCUGCAAGGUCAUCACAUACUUCUUUUACAAGAAUCUUACAUUCACUUUGACACAAUUUUGGUUCACUUUUCAAACUGGUUUUUCUGGUCAAAGAUUCUACGAUGAUUGGUUCCAGUCAUUGUAUAAUGUCAUAUUCACAGCCCUGCCGGUGAUCAUUGUUGGGCUUUUUGAUAAGGAUGUCAGUGCAUCCCUUUCUAAGAAGUACCCUGAACUGUACAAGGAGGGAAUAAGAAAUGUCUUUUUCAAGUGGAGAGUUGUGAUCACAUGGGCUUGCUUUUCUGUGUAUCAAUCGCUUGUCUUCUAUCACUUUGUGACCAUCUCCAGUGCCAGUGGUAAAAAUUCAUCAGGCAAGAUUUUUGGUCUAUGGGAUAUCAGCACGAUGGCCUUCACUUGUGUUGUAAUCACUGUCAACUUGCGUCUCCUGAUGAUAUGUAAUUCAAUUACAAGGUGGCAUUAUAUUAGUGUUGGAGGGAGCAUUUUGGCAUGGUUCAUGUUCAUUUUUGUAUAUUCAGUUUUACGGGAAAAUGUUUUUUUCGUCAUAUAUGUGUUGAUGAGUACAAUCUAUUUCUACCUCACGGUUCUUCUCGUUCCUAUCGUUGCGCUUCUUGGCGACUUCAUUUACCAAGGGAUUCAAAGAUGUUUCUUCCCUUACGAUUAUCAGAUUGUUCAGGAAAUUCACAGGCAUGAGCCUGAUGACAACACUAGGGCAGGAUUACUGGAGGUUGCGAGCCAGCUCACACCACAGGAAGAAAGGAGCUAUGCCAUAUCACAAUUACCACGAGAAAUAUCAAAACACACUGGCUUUGCUUUUGAUUCACCUGGAUACGAGUCAUUUUUUGCUGCACAGCUAGGUGUGUAUGCUCCGCAGAAGGCGUGGGAUGUAGCUCGGAGAGCCAGCAUGAAGUCGAAACCAAAGAUGCCCAAAAGGAACUAAAUGAACAAAUAUUGUUGUUGUACAAAAUUUUAUUUUAGGUUCCAUCUUAGGGGUCAAUCUUAGUAAAAUCUGUAAAUUUAGAUCCGUCAUUUCUAUUUAGAGCCGUGCUAUGUUCUCAUCAUUUUUUUUUGGAUCUCCCUUAAAUACGUUCCUUGAGGAACUUCAUAGGUUUUUUCUGGUCACAACUAAUGUACAGCUGAUUGGUACAAAUUUAACUACAACGACAAUUUUGGCGGUGCGA
Messenger RNA from Populus nigra (black poplar), 4121 nucleotides. RefSeq names its product phospholipid-transporting ATPase 3-like. Gene Ontology annotation, molecular function: ATPase-coupled intramembrane lipid carrier activity; ATP binding; magnesium ion binding. The record is from RefSeq and is a predicted model, not a curated record. Bases 221 to 3880 code for a protein of 1219 amino acids. Gene Ontology annotation, cellular component: plasma membrane. Lineage: Eukaryota; Viridiplantae; Streptophyta; Magnoliopsida; Malpighiales; Salicaceae. Gene Ontology annotation, biological process: phospholipid translocation. The transcript has 27 exons.